ACCUAAGUGUAGAACUUCAUGGAAAUGUUUCGUCUUCCUCAAGUAGUGAAAGUUUCGGGACUCUGGUCCCUGGUCACCGCUCGGAUAAUGCGGCCAGAUGACGCCAACAUUGUUGGUAAUGUCCACGGUGGCACAAUCUUGAAGAUGAUAGAGGAAGCUGGGUGCAUCAUAGGAACACGCCACUGCAACAGUCAAACUGGGGAUCGCUGUGUUGCCGCCCUGGCGAGAGUGGAACGCACUGAUUUCCUGUACCCAAUGUUCAUCGGCGAGGUGGCUCAUGUGAGUGCUGAGAUCACCUACACCUCUAAGCGUUCUGUGGAGGUGCAGGUCAACGUGGUGUCUGAAAACAUACUUACAGGUUCCAAGAAGAUGACCAACAAGGCAACACUAUGGUAUGUCCCCAUCUCACUUCAAAACGUGGACCGAAUUAUUGAAGUCCCAGCCAUAGAGUACUCCAGGCCUGAACAGGAGGAGCGGGGUAAAAAGAGGUACGAGGCUCAGAAGCUUGAACGAAUCGAGACGAAACAGCGGAACGGCGAGAUCAUCACACCAGUUUCUCUCCCUGAGCCUUUUACUGUUGGAUUCAGCCAGUCGAGUCUGAUUCACCUCAUUGGUCCUUCAGAUUGUACUCUACUUGGAUUUGUGCAUGGUGGUGUGACCAUGAAACUGAUGGAUGAAGUGGCAGGAAUAGUGGCUGCCCGUCACUGCAAGACCAAUAUUGUGACCGCAUCUGUGGACGCCAUCAACUUUCACCGCAAGAUCAAGAAAGGUUGUGUGAUCACUGUGUCUGGGCGAAUGACCUUCACUAGCAACAAGUCAAUGGAGAUUGAGGUAUUUGUGGAUGCUGAUCCAUUGGUAGAGACAGAGAAUGGGAAAUAUCGAGCUGUCACUGCUUUCUUCACCUAUAUUUCACUGGACAAAGACAACAAGCCAUUGCCAGUGCCGCCGCUAAAGCUGGAAAACGAAGAGGAGCGAAAGCACUUCGAGGAUGGAAAAGCGAGGUACCUCCAGAACAAAGCCAAGAGACUCGCAGAUAAGGAGCAGAAACAAUGACACAUUCACCUGUGCAACUUUAAUAUGAUAAAGUAGAGAAAUAUUCUUGUAGAAUGUGAUCCUAAUUCUAUUAAAAACCUCUCUUUAACUAGAUAUAUCAAAAUAUUCUUAUACUUGUCACUGCUGCAUAGCGGAGCACUGUGUGUAUGUUGAUGUCUGAUGGAACGGAUGGAACCCCAAAUCAGAAAAAGUUGGGACAGUGUGAAAACUUUAUUUCAUUGCAGACAUAAUGAACCUGAGAUAUUUUCUUUCUUAAUUUACAUCCAUUACUGCAUUUAGGCCUGCAACACAUUCCAAAAAAAAGGAAUGAGAACAAGGGACUGUGGCCCUCCCUUUAUACUGCUCUAGUCACAUAAAAUUGGGUGUUGGACUUGGAAACCUCCAUUCUGUGCUAAUUGUUCUUUCUUAUCUGCUUACAACAUUUUACAACAGCUUAACGACAGACAUCCUUGUACUUUAGACUUCCAGCCACAUCUCAAGCCACAUAAAUAAGGAUUUAAUGCACAAACAGCAUAAAACUAAUAUUCAGGCUAUGUUAAGCAGGUAUGAUGAACCCCAAACAGUGGCAGGUAUUCCACAGCCAUGCCUUUGUAAUGUGUGCAGCAUGUGGUUUUGCAUUGUCUUGUUGAAAAAUGCAUGGACGUCCCUGCUCUAAGGUCUCAAUGUACUUUUCUGCAUUAAUGUUGCCCUCACAGAAGUGUGAAUGACCUUUGCCAGGGGCACUGACACAGCCCCAUACCAUGACAGACCCUGGCUUUUGAACAUGUUACUGAUAACAGUCUGGAUGCUGCUGGAUGGUUCAUGGUGCAUUUUCCAUACUGUCCCAACUUUUUGAUUUGGGGUUGUAUAAUGUGAACCUUAUUUUAUGUAAGCCUAGAUUUAUUUAUGAAAUGCUUCAAGUGUUCUGUGUGGAAAAAAAACAUGAUGCACCAAUAAAAACUUGUGCAUGGUAA
Trichomycterus rosablanca is the source of this 2006-nucleotide messenger RNA. RefSeq names its product acyl-CoA thioesterase 7 (gene acot7). The record is from RefSeq and is a predicted model, not a curated record. Gene Ontology annotation, biological process: palmitic acid biosynthetic process; acyl-CoA metabolic process. NCBI's taxonomy places the organism in Eukaryota, Metazoa, Chordata, Actinopteri, Siluriformes, Trichomycteridae. Gene Ontology annotation, cellular component: nucleoplasm; cytosol; extracellular exosome. The coding region runs from base 19 to 1053 and encodes 344 amino acids. The transcript is spliced from 9 exons.